GUGUAUAUAAUAAUAAAAUGCCCAGAGCACCGAGCAUCAAGAACCUCCCGUUCAAUUGGUUCAAACCUCCAGCUCCCGUUGAGCAGCGGAAACAAGUCUACCUACCAGAAUUCACAAUAACCUUAAUCCGCACACCUUUUCUCCCACCGCGCUAUGCCUCAUUCUGGGUUCCGCUGUCCUUCAACAAACUGGACAUGAAGGAUUACUUGAAAAGAGUAUAUGACGUCGACGUGAUCAAGGUGCGAAGCUACGUUGAGCAGCAGAAAGUCACAAGGGAGAGGCCAAUGGGCAAAGAGGGCUAUGGUCCACUUAGAAGGCCGAUGGCCAGGAAGAAGAUGACAGUGGAAAUGACAGAGCCGUUUGUGUGGCCGGAGGAACCAAAAGACUUUUCACCGUGGGAGCGAGACACCUAUUUCGAAGCGAAAAAGAUGCAGGAGGAUUAUCAGGAGGCGCACGGCCCAGAAGCCGGCAUGAAAGCCCCGGAACGCCAGAGAGAAUUGCUUGCCGAGCAGGCGAAGCGCCUAAAGCAAGGGAGGGAGACGUGGCAGCCAACGUGGCAAACUCUUGGGUUGAACUUUGAGAGGCCAUUGCUUAGACCACAAACGACACCGUCCUCACAAACGUCAUCGUCCUCGUAAAAGUAAUAUAUAUCCAAGCAGCGAAUGGCAGCAGAGAGCUGUGAGAAGAUAUUUGGGAUCUUUUAACGCGCAGUUGGAUACAAACUGACGGCGUUUGAAGUUUAAGAUUGAUGUCUGGCUAUAUUCAACCUCAAAUAUGUAUUAUCU
Molecule: messenger RNA, 785 nt
Organism: Coccidioides posadasii C735 delta SOWgp
Lineage: Eukaryota; Fungi; Ascomycota; Eurotiomycetes; Onygenales; Onygenaceae
Product: mitochondrial 54S ribosomal protein uL23m
Biological process (GO): mitochondrial translation
Cellular component (GO): ribosome; mitochondrial large ribosomal subunit
Molecular function (GO): structural constituent of ribosome
Source: RefSeq, a predicted model, not a curated record